ACCUUCUUGUCUCCCUUUUGCAGCUUCUGGACUUUGUGGCGUGCGUGCGCGCGUGGCGGUGUGUGUGCGUGUGUGCGCGCGCGCGCGCGCGCGUGUGUCGGUAUAUAGAAAUAUAAUACUGAGCUCCCCAAUUCCGCCAUUUUGGGCAAACUUUGCACACGCACGCACACACCACACGCGCAGAGAGACGCUCCUCGCAGUUUCUAGUGGGAGGGAGCCCGGGAGCGGCCGUGGCGGGGGGAAAGCUCCUCGCCGUGCGUGUCUUUCACGGAGUGGAAACGUGUGUGGGGUGAGGGACGGGUUAUCUUCGCGGGAGACGGGAGAGUGGCACUGGAAUACUGGCAGCAAAAGCUCCCUCCCUUCGUGAAAGACGCGGGGAUUUCUUUUGCGUGUGUCUGUUGGGGAGGAGGAAGGGGUGUUUACAGAGCGAAGGAAGAUGGUUCGUGUGAAUUCUGCUGCCUCAUAACCUGGAACUUUACUGCCCUUCUGCGCUUCCUGUAGUGUAGUCCAUACAAGCGACGGCUGUAGGUUGGCACACUUGUUCUAAGCCCUUCCUGGGGAGAUUGGAAGGCGCGCGUCCAAAGCUUCCCAUGAAUGCGUGUCUGGCGGGGAACUAAGGCCUGCUGUGCGGUUUGAAGAGGUAGAAUAUGAUCAAGCGUGUGGUGGGAAGGAAUCCCCCGAAGCUCCUUCAUCGUUAUUCACACACGCACGCAGCAGCAGGAAGCGUGAUGGGAAAAGUUUGAAAGGCGCAAACGGGGAACCCCUCGGAAGUGUGGGUGAAAGUGGGGCUGGGCUGAAGAGACCAACGGAAGAAGGAGACACCUCCCCUCAAGACGGAGCGUGAUUCUUCUCCAAGCGAGAGGAUCCUGGAGCUGGGAAAAUGAGAGGCACCGAGCAGAAUUAAUCAAGGGGGGAAAGAAUCCAGAACCGUUUCUCUCCUUGGAAGAGAAAACGGCCUCGGGCUUUCCUGAAGGUAUACCUUUAUUUACAACACACGGGUAAAAAGUCACCUUCCCCUUUUCAGCAUAUGCACCAUGAAUGAACCGGCUUCUAGUGGAAAUGGACAAGACUUUGAUGUAUUUAGCGUAAUGGACUGGAAGGAUGGAAUUGGUACCUUGCCUGGAAGUGAUCUGAAGUUUCGUGUGAAUGAAUUUGGUGCCCUGGAAGUGAUCACUGAUGAAACAGAGAUGGAAAAUGUUAAGAAGGCCACUGCUACCACAACAUGGAUGGUGCCAACUGCUCAAGAAGCCUUCUCAGAAAAGACAGAAGUACCACCAAAGUUGAAGGAAACUGCUGCUGUGGAUGGACUCCAUUUCUGUGAAAGCUGUUUUCACUCUGGAACCACAAUGGAGUUUGUAGCUGGAGAGAAAUCUUGUAGCCAAAAAUGUGCCCAUCCAUUGAAAAACAAAGAGCAACAGGAAAACAAAAACAUCUCAGAAUUCAGUGAUGAAGACUGUUCUAAGACCAUGCAAAAAAGGAAAACCAAGUUGCCUCUGAAAGGAGAAUAUAUGGAAGACAGAGACAAGAAGGACAAGGAAACAGAGGAGAAUCCGGAAGGAAGAAUGUUAAGAGUAUCUCAAAGAGCGACACGGAAAAGGAAAAGAGAGAUGGCAGUUUUAAAACAGACUUUAAUGUCAAAGGGAAAGAAAAUGUGGAGUUGGUCAUCGUAUUUAGAAGAAGAAAAAGCCAUUGCCGCUCCUCCUAAGAUUUUUAAAGAGAUGGUGAUUCCAUCAGGCUUUCGAGUAGGAAUGAAGCUUGAAGCAGUAGACAAAAAGAACCCUACAUUCAUAUGUGUUGCUACGGUAACCGACAUAGUGGACAAUCGUUUUCUGGUUCAUUUUGACAACUGGGAUGAGAGCUAUGACUAUUGGUGUGAAGCAUCUAGUCCAUAUAUUCAUCCAGUUGGAUGGUGUAAAGAACACAGAAGGACACUUGUAACUCCUCCAGGCUAUCCACAUGCCAAGCAUUUUACUUGGGAGAAGUAUUUGGAAGAAACCAAUUCUUUACCGGCACCUGCCAGGGCUUUUAAAGUGAAACCUCCUCAUGGAUUUCAGAAGAAUAUGAGACUAGAAGUAGUUGACAAGAGGAAUCCUGUGCUUAUCAGAGUAGCCACCGUUGUAGAUACUGAUGACCACAGAAUUAAAGUCCACUUUGAUGGCUGGGAUAGUAUUUAUGAUUAUUGGAUUGAUGCAGAUAGCCCUGACAUCCAUCCUGCAGGCUGGUGUGGGAAAACUGGACAUCCUCUUCAGCCUCCUCUUAGUCCCUUAGAGUUAGUGGAAGCUUUAGAACAAGGUGGAUGUCCUACAGCAGGCUGCAAAGGAAUUGGACACAUAAAAAGAGCCAGGCAUAUGGGCCAUCACAGUGCUGUCAGCUGCCCCUAUUCUGAAGUAAAUCUGAACAAGGAGCAUAUCUUUUCAGACCGUUUAAGUGGAGGGAUGCCUCUGAAUAAUCCACCUACACAUUGGAACAGGAAGCCAGAAGUAAAUGAAAGAUCAGACUCUCCUGUAAUCAACAGUAGAAAAUGUUCAAGUCCCAGCCGCACUGACCUUAAGCCUUCAGUUCAUCUCCAUUCAUCAGACACCGAUGAGAAACCUCUCUGCAAAAAUCCUUUAAUGUGUGAUGUCAAAGAAAAGACCUACAGGGGAUGCCAAACAGCCAAGGAACUUGCUAAGAAGAAUGGUUGUGAAGGAAGGAAGAUGGAAAGUGAAGAGCCAUCUCUAAAUGAAACCAAAGACAGCAAGGAAUCCAGUAACAGCAGUUCACAACCCGUAAUUUGGGGAUUGUCUUCCAAGUUGACAAUACCAGCCUUUCCAUUGCGAUGGGAACAGCAGAGUAAGCUUCUUCCUACAGUGGCUGGAAUCCCUGCCAGUAAAGUUUCCAAGUGGAGCACCGAUGAGGUCUCAGAAUUCAUACGGAGUUUACCAGGCUGUGAGGAACAUGGCAAGGUGUUCAAAGAUGAACAAAUUGAUGGAGAAGCUUUCCUGCUAAUGACCCAAGCAGAUAUAGUGAAAAUAAUGAGCAUUAAACUGGGACCAGCCCUGAAAAUCUUCAACUCAAUCCUAAUGUUCAAGGCUGCUGACAAGAGCUCUCACAAUGAACUCUAAUGGAAAAGUGAUGACAGGACAGGCCUCUGUACAGCUCAUGUUUUAUUUAAAACACAAAGAUGCAAAAGAAUCAUCAAGGAAGAACUCUCCAAGGGGAAGAAAUCAGAAUGGGUUAAAUGUUCAUACUCUCCAAGAGCCAGGGCAAUUGGACACUUCUGAGAAGUGUUUAAGAUUUUAAGCAAGAUAUUUUUAAAGUUGCAUCGGUAUGUAAUAUUACCAUCCUGGUGGCUCUAAUUUUCCCACAACUAGCCGGCCUUAAUUUGAUUGAAAAAUAAUUAAUUAAUAUAAAAUAUUAAAAUUAUGGAAAUAAUGCUUUUCUAAGGAGUCACAAGUAUGUACUUCCUGUAUUUAUCAAUUCAACUUAGUGAAUUUUACCAUUUUCACAACAAGUUGUUUACACAGUUUAAAAGUGGGCUACGGUAAGUUAAGGAAGACAAUUCUUCAAUUUUGCACUGCAGCUCAAAUGGAAACCUUUGCUUGGACUGAGUCUGAUUAAGCUAUUGUGAGGAAACAUUGCUGGAGAUCAGUGCCAUGGGUUUUUUAUUUUUGCAUGAUUGAAAAAAUAAUGACUACUUUCACCAGCAUAUUUAGGAUGACGUUAUUAAAACAAGAACCAAAAAAAAUCAAGUUCAACAUCUAUGUAAAACUUAUGUUAUGUUACAUUAUAGUGCAUUAAUCCACAGUCUGUUAAUAGAAGAAAAAAAUUAAAAUGCAUAAAAUAAGGGAUAUAGUAAUCCUACUGGUUAAAAAAGAUCAUUGAGCAGGAAGAAUGCAUUACACACAAAAGGAGAUGUAAGUGAAAAGCCAAGUAAGAUAGUUGUGCGAGAGCUAAAGCAAUUGUCCUCUUAUUUCUAGAAGUGGCUUGUCAUUUUAGCAUGUGCCAUAGGAAAAAACAUGAAGCAAGGUAAUUAAGGAUUAGAUUGCAUUGUUCUUGUCAGUUUUCUAAGUCUUCCUCUUUUAUAUAUAUU
Molecule: messenger RNA, 4072 nt
Organism: Varanus komodoensis (Komodo dragon)
Lineage: Eukaryota; Metazoa; Chordata; Lepidosauria; Squamata; Varanidae
Gene: L3MBTL3
Product: L3MBTL histone methyl-lysine binding protein 3
Exons: 20
Coding region: 1035-3104 (689 amino acids)
Biological process (GO): regulation of DNA-templated transcription
Cellular component (GO): nucleus
Molecular function (GO): protein binding; zinc ion binding
Source: RefSeq, a predicted model, not a curated record